Messenger RNA from Micropterus salmoides (largemouth bass), 1490 nucleotides. RefSeq names its product sulfotransferase family, cytosolic, 6b, member 1 (gene sult6b1). Bases 190 to 1089 code for a protein of 299 amino acids. Gene Ontology annotation, molecular function: sulfotransferase activity. Gene Ontology annotation, cellular component: cytoplasm. Gene Ontology annotation, biological process: sulfation. Lineage: Eukaryota; Metazoa; Chordata; Actinopteri; Centrarchiformes; Centrarchidae. The record is from RefSeq and is a predicted model, not a curated record. The transcript has 7 exons.
CUCUCAACGCUGCUCGCUCACUUGCAGGACAGCAGCGGAUGGACGAUCAGCUGCACAGAAAGCAAGCUGCUGCCGCUUCUCUUUGUUCUGUUUACUUUGAUCGUCGUUACUCUUGAAUUGCUGUUUUUCACUUCCUGUCAAAAGAAGUCUGAGUUUCUGAUCUUCGCAGUGACACUCUAGUGAAACAACAUGAGCACUAACCUAAUGGCUUCCUUGCAGUCCAGGAUUCAGAUGGCAAAGGAAGUCAAUGACGAGGACAAGUUGUACAGAUACAACGGGGUGCUGUACCCGUGCCUCAUGUGCCCUGAGGAUAAUUUAAAGGCUCUGGAGAACCUCAAGGCCAGAGAGGAUGACAUCAUGCUGGUGGCGUAUCCCAAAUGUGGUUUUAACUGGAUGGUCGGGGUGUUGAAGAAGAUCAUUGCAGAGGCCACAGGGGUAAACACGGAGUACAAGGGGCCGCCGCUGAUCGAGUUUCUUGGACCAGAAGCCUUAAAGGCCAAGGAGGAGACUCCCUCUCCGAGGUUUCUGGGGACUCACAUGCACCCUGACAACAUCCCCGCUUCCUUCUAUGCAAAGAAAACUAAAAUGCUGGUGAUCUUCAGGAACCCUAAAGACACCCUGGUCUCCUUCUACCACUUCUCCAACAACAACCCUGUCCUCCCAGCACAGUCCUGGGAAUCCUUCUUCUCCGACUUCCUGAGUGGAAACGUUCCCUGGGGGUCAUACUUUGAUCACGCUUUGGCCUGGGAGAAGAAGAUGGACGACCCCAACGUCAUGGUUGUCACCUAUGAAGAUCUGAAACAGGACCUGAGCGAGGGCAUCCGUAAGGUUGCCACCUUCUUUGGCUUUAGCCUGACGGAGGCUCAGGUCCAGAAGAUCGCAGAGGGCAGCACCUUCAGCGCCAUGAAGGAGAGCUCCGCUAACUCCCUCGGCACUAUGGGAAACGUCAUCUUCAGAAAAGGAGAGGUCGGGGACUGGAAGAACCACUUCACACCAGAACAGAGCCAACAGAUGGACGACGCCUUCAACAAACACCUGGCAGGAACGAGACUGGGAGCCAAACUCGACUACCAAACGCACUGUCAGUAGGAACCGAGGAAGGGAACGCAGAAAGAAGAGCUUGGGGGACUCUUCUGUCCUGAGCUGAGUCGGAAAGACCUCCCCCGCCGGCACUGAACAGAUCUUUCUUCACCUGGUUUGGACUUCAACCCUGACCACGACAUCAACCCGCUACCAUCUUCAACCUGAAGCAUUUCAUUCUUCAGGAGUCUGCCGACAUCUGCCUGGGAGGCUCAGUUCAGGGCCAAAAUUUCCUAAUGACAGGCUCAAAGAAGGAAAUGAAAGAAAGAAGGUGAAAAGUGCAUUAUGAGUUGUUGUCUUACUCCAACCUGUGAAUUUCUAUUGUUAUACAAGUUCUCCAACAGAAAACAUUAAAGACUGUCUGUAGUUUUUCAAUGAAAUCACGUAUCAAUAAAUCACUUUUUACUUCC